Messenger RNA from Peromyscus californicus insignis, 2779 nucleotides. RefSeq names its product ankyrin repeat and sterile alpha motif domain containing 4B (gene Anks4b). Gene Ontology annotation, molecular function: protein binding. The record is from RefSeq and is a predicted model, not a curated record. NCBI's taxonomy places the organism in Eukaryota, Metazoa, Chordata, Mammalia, Rodentia, Cricetidae. The transcript is spliced from 2 exons. The coding region runs from base 1 to 1278 and encodes 425 amino acids. Gene Ontology annotation, biological process: brush border assembly.
AUGUCCACCCGCUAUCACCAAGCAGCGAGUGACAACUACCUGGAACUUCUGAAGGAGGCCACCAAGCGUGAUCUGAAUCUCUCGGAUGACGAUGGCAUGACACCCACUCUCCUGGCAGCCUACCACGGCAACCUGGAGGCCCUGGAGAUAAUCUGCAGCAGAGGAAAUUUAACAUGCAUCUUUCAUAUUUUCGUCUCUAGUGGGGAUCCUGAUAAGUGCGACAUCUGGGGAAAUACUCCUCUACAUUAUGCAGCCUCCAAUGGCCACACCCACUGCAUCUCAUUUCUAGUCAACUUUGGUGCCAACAUCUUUGCCCUAGAUAAUGACCUGAAGUCCCCAUUGGACGCUGCUGCCAGCAGGGAGCAGAAGGAAUGUGUUGCUCUCCUGGAUAAGGCUGCUACCAUACAGAACACCACGAACCCCAAGAGGGUCACCCGACUGAAGGAGCAGGCUCUGAGGAAUGCCAGGAGGCAGAUGAAAGAAUGCGGGCGACUUCAGGAGAAGCACCAAAGCAAGAUGGCCCGCACCUACAGUAAGGAGGACUCAGGGACUCUUUCUUCUUUCCAUGGCACCUUCCCCAGCUCGUCGCUUUCCAAGGCUUCUGCUGGUGGAUUCGGGUCACUGUCUAAAGGCAUCAAAGAUACCUUUAAGAUAAAAUUUAAGAAGAACAAAGAUACCGCAGAGCAGGUGGAGAAGGAAGGCAGGAAUGGGCAGAGGCAUGUAAUGGAAGUGUUCAGAGAGGAGGAGGAGGAAGAUUCAUUUCCAGAGGACAUCAGAGAGAAGCUCCAGUUGUCAGCAGAGAAAGCCAGGGAUGUACAACACGAGUCUAUUCUCAACCGCCCAGGGCUAGGGAGCAUUGUUUUUAGAAGGAACAGAGUACUGGACCUUGAGGACAUCGCAGACAGCAGGAGGGAGUCGGGGUUUAAAAUACCCAGUGAGUUGUUCCAAAGACCAGGAGCCGCUGAUGAAGAGGAGGAUGAAGAAGGGGAGGCAAACAGUAUUGCAGGUGACCUUCCUUGGGAUGAAGAAGUAGAAUGGGAGGAGGACGUGGUGGACGCCACCCCGCUGGAAGUGUUCUUGCAGUCUCAGCAACUAGAGGAAUUCCUUCCCAUGUUCAUGAGAGAGCAGAUGGACCUAGAAGCCCUGCUGCUUUGCUCUGACGAGGACCUUCAGAAUAUCCACAUGCAGCUGGGCCCCAGAAAGAAAGUCCUCAAUGCCAUAGACAAGAGGAAGCAGGCACUCCAGCAGCCUGGGCAGCUGGUGGACACCAGCCUCUGAUGGAGGCCACUGGUGAGCAGGGUGACCUGAGCAUGUGGUCAUGCUGAGUUCCCUUGGGAGGACCACAGGAAGCACCCUGGACCUGAUCUUUGUCCAGUAAAAGACCUCUGGGUAUAGGUGUUAAGGUUUUAGAGAGGACCCUCAAAACAGAGGUCCAGACUCUGGGAGAUAGUCUGUAUUCAAGUAAACCAUCAGUUAAAAAAUAAAAGCCAGGAGACCUUGGAACAAGAAAACUGUGUUUCUCUUCACGAGUUUGCAGUCUGUCUAGACCAAAGGCUCUCACUGAUCUAAAGUGCAAAGCCCAACUUAAGUGGAUCUAAUCUUUUAACAGCUAUUUACAAGCAACAGGGUUGGGUUUAUAGUAUUCCUGUUUAAAAAUAGGAGAGUACAGCAGGUGGGGGGAUGGCAGAAAGAAAAUGUGGGGUGCCUCUUGUGGAAUGAAUUUCUAACGUUUGUGUAUGGAAGCCCUAACCUCUGAGUAUUUUUGGAACUAGUACUUUAAAGAGGUGAUUAAGGUUAUGUGAGGUUAUAAGGGUGGGCUCUUAAUUCCAUGUGACUUAAAAGAAAAGGAAGAUAAAUCAAGGGUGUGCUCACAUAGGAAGGAAAGAGAACAGCAGGAAGGCAGCUGUCCAUCAGCCAAUGAGAGCACCCCACCCCCCACCUCCCGGGAAAAUCAAACUUGACAAUAGUUUGGACUUCCAGCCCUCUGAGAUUCGAAAAAUCAGUUUCUGUUGUUUGAACCACUCUGCCUGCAGGGUUUUGUUAUGGCAGCCUGGGCUGACAAGUGUGGUGGGUCAACAAGAGGGUAGAAAAGGGAGAGAGAGCAAGAAGGAUUCAGGAAAACAGUGCCUGUCCCAUUUCACAGUCUUUCUAGGGGUUAAGCGCCUUCUGAGAUUUAAAAAGGGAGAGAAGAAGUACAGUUUUCAGGAAGAGUGAAGACAAAAGUUAGUUUUACAUCUCCAUGCUUGCCAUGCAUGCCUUCACUGUUAGUGUGUAUCAGUGGUGCUGUUCCUAGGUCAGUGCAUGUUAUAGUGUAGAUCUUUGAUGUAGCCCAAAGACUCAGAUGCUAAUGGCUUUGUCAUCUGCCUGUGCAGCUACGGGGAAGAGGUAGACAUCCAUCCCCCAGGCAGGGCAUAGUAGAAAGAAGUUAGGUUAUUGAGACAUGCCCUUCAAGUGGGUAUUGAGAUUUCAAAUAUUCCUUUCUUUUCUUUCCAACCACCGUAAGUGAACGGGUUUCCCCUGCCACAUGCUUCUAAUGGAUCCCCUUGCCACAGGUCCAAGCAAAGCCUCGGAAGUGAUAAAUUAAAACAAACCAUUCUUUCUUAAUCAUGAACAAAUGUCUAUUCCCCUAGGGAUAGGGCACCAAUGACAGACCAGAGAAACAGUUCUACCCUGAGCGAUGAUUCACAUCCUGGGAGCAUCCUGGGAGCUCCCUGCCUUAAGUUGCAGGCAGCUCCACCAAAAAGAACCGUUUCUCCCGAGCAACUGCUUUCACAACCUU